Mollisia scopiformis is the source of this 1344-nucleotide messenger RNA. RefSeq names its product putative allantoin permease. The record is from RefSeq and is a predicted model, not a curated record. The annotation marks the transcript as partial. Gene Ontology annotation, cellular component: plasma membrane. Gene Ontology annotation, molecular function: nucleobase transmembrane transporter activity. The transcript is spliced from 6 exons. Lineage: Eukaryota; Fungi; Ascomycota; Leotiomycetes; Helotiales; Mollisiaceae. Gene Ontology annotation, biological process: transmembrane transport; nucleobase transport.
GACUUGAUCCCUAUUCCACAAGAUCGGAGGACCUGGACGUGGCAGGGUUUCGCAGGAUAUUGGAUCAUUACUGAAGGUGCCAACAACUCAGCAUGGACAGCAGGCUCGACGAUGCUCGCACUUGGCUUGAGUGUACCACAAGCUAUGGGAAGCGUGAGUGACAUGCUUUUCACCUUCUGCAUUAUACUCACCAGAUAUAGAUCCUGGGGUAUGAUUGGUGGUUUCUGGCCAGUUUUGAAUAGAAUUGUGACUGCAUGUAUCUGGAUGGGCGUGCAGACCUAUUGGGGAGGCCAAGCCGUCAAGAUCAUCCUCGGAGCUGUCAUUGGACCCAAAACUGCACACGGUGCAGGGGAGCUAUUUCAUUCGCCUGCAACUGAAUCAGGUAGCACAUUGAGCUGGAAUGUGGUGUAUGGCAUCCAAGCUAUACUUGGACUUUGGAGUGGGGGCAUUGUUGGUCAAUCAGACUGGACACGUUAUGCUAAGACACAGAAUGCCUCCAUUUUCGGUCAAGGUGUCACUUGUCCCCUUACUAUUAUAGUCACUGCUCUCUGUGGUGUCAUCAUCACCUCAGCUUCCGCGACUAUAUAUGGAGAAUACUUCUGGAACCCCUUCGAACUACUUCUCCAAAUUCAGUUAGUCUCAAUGACACCAGCAGCACGUGCUGGCACCUUCUUCGCUGGACUUUGCUUCCUAGCAUCUCAAAUGGCGUUGUGCAUUGUACUCAAUGCAAUGUCGACAGGUAUGGACAUGGCGGCUCUCUGUCCACGAUGGAUCAAUAUCAGAAGAGGAUGCUAUAUCCUCACUGUCAUAGCUGUGGCCAUCUGUCCUUGGAACUUCGUCAACACUGUAACGACAUUCAUCAAUGUGCUUUCUGGUUGGUCUAUCUUCCUUUCGGGAAUGACUGGAAUUCUUAUUUUCGACUAUUUCCUGGUGAGAGGAAGGCAGCUGCACACGGGUGACAUGUAUAGAGGAAACAAGACGUCUGCAUAUUGGUAUACUUCUGGAUUCAAUUGGAGAGCCAUUGUUGCUUGGAUCAUGGGGAUUUGGCCUCUUCUACCUGGCUUCAUUCGUCGCAUCCGACAGGUAAGCGAUGGCAAUGGAUGGGACCAUGUCUAUGAUCUCAGCUACUUCUUUGGUUUCUUCGUAUCAGGAACGAUUCAUUGGGCGUUACACACUGCCUUUCCAGCGAAGAAGCAGACAGGAUCAUCGCCUUUCGAGAUGGAAUUGCACAGAACUAGGCCUGCACAGGUUCAUGGUGUUCGACCUAGAGCAUAUGCGGAAAGCACAACCAGUCAGGAGUACGAGACUGUCACGAUGGGAAGAGAGAAAGAAUCUAAUGUCUGA